Messenger RNA from Populus euphratica (Euphrates poplar), 805 nucleotides. RefSeq names its product protein NDR1-like. Bases 63 to 749 code for a protein of 228 amino acids. The record is from RefSeq and is a predicted model, not a curated record. The transcript has a single exon. Gene Ontology annotation, cellular component: plasmodesma; plasma membrane. Gene Ontology annotation, biological process: defense response to other organism. Lineage: Eukaryota; Viridiplantae; Streptophyta; Magnoliopsida; Malpighiales; Salicaceae.
CUCAAACACUUCCAUCCAUCAAAAGUUUUUCGAAGCCCCCUUCGUUUUCUUGCCAAGUGAAUAUGUCCACCUCCCAACAGUUACCCACUCACCAUCAACGGGAACCCAAACCCUUCAAACGCCACCAUUCUGCCAGCUACUAUGUUAAUCGAGUCCGCGGCAGCCUUAUUCGGAUCUCAGAGAUUAUAUGUGGCAUAUUUUUAACCCUUCUAUUCAUUGGUGGUAUUGCUGUAUUCAUAACAUGGCUCAGUUUACGCCCACAUCGUCCUCGGAUUCUUAUCUCGAAUUUUUUUAUUCCAGGUUUGGAUCAACCUGAUGGGUUCGAAAAUGCUGAGAUAAGUUUCAAUGUCACAGCCCGGAACGCAAACCGAGCAGUUGGGUAUUAUUAUGAUUCGGUGGAAGCCUUUGUUUUCUAUAGAGAUCGAGAAAUUGGGUCUACACCCUUAGUGGACUCAUUUUACCAAGAGCCCAAAAACACAACUAUUUUGUCCAAUGUGUUGAAAGGGGCCACCCUGGAUGUGAAUAGUGACCGGUGGAGGGUAUUUAGGAAAGAUCGUGCGCGUGGAGCGGUUGUUUUUCGAUUAGAUGUAACGGCCAUGAUUCGAUUUAAGCUGUCCACGUGGGAUAGUAAGCGCCAUCGAAUGCAUGCCAAUUGUUAUGUUGCUGUUGGCCGAGAUGGGUCCAUCUUGGCCACUUCUAAAAAUAAGAGAUGCCCUGUAUAUUUCACUUGGUUUGUAAAAGUUUCGUAAGUUAUGUAAUUUUCUUUGUAGUUAUCUUUAUCUUUUUAAUGUGAAUUCAUUCGACA